This is a messenger RNA of Sardina pilchardus (European sardine), 2553 nucleotides long. It is a transcript of the gene pard6b, whose product is annotated as par-6 partitioning defective 6 homolog beta (C. elegans). The record is from RefSeq and is a predicted model, not a curated record. Bases 254 to 1450 code for a protein of 398 amino acids. Gene Ontology annotation, molecular function: protein binding. Gene Ontology annotation, cellular component: cell cortex; nucleus; apical plasma membrane. Gene Ontology annotation, biological process: centrosome cycle; regulation of cellular localization; establishment or maintenance of cell polarity. Lineage: Eukaryota; Metazoa; Chordata; Actinopteri; Clupeiformes; Clupeidae. The transcript is spliced from 3 exons.
AUAGUGCACGGAGAGGCGACUAUGUGGAUAAGAGGACGGGGUAACGUUAGAGUUUUGGAGAGAUUUCUUUGACAGGCGACGUCGCUCUCGCAGUAACAGCGGGCAAGCUGCGAACAGGAGUUGUCGCAUCAGGAAAUAGUUGGUCACCUGGAAUUAGUCUAAUUUCAGUUGGAACAACGAGUUCGAGGCGGAUGAGGGGAGCCCCCCGGGAGGGCAAGUGUGUGCUGUGGCGGGGUCCUCCUGCUAGCGAAAGAUGAACAAAAACCACCGAGUGCCGAGCAACCGAACUCUAAGCACCGUGGAGGUGAAGAGCAAGUUUGGAGCAGAGUUCCGGCGCUUUUCUCUGGACCGGUCCAAGCCCGGCAAGUUUGAUGAGUUCUACGGACUCCUGCAGCACGUCCACCGCAUUCCCAAUGUGGACUUGCUGGUGGGCUACGCGGACGUGCACGGAGACCUCCUCCCCAUCAACAACGAUGACAACUACCACAAGGCCAUCUCUACAGCGACACCUAUGCUACGCCUCUUCCUACAGAGGCAAGAGGAGGCCGACUACUCGGCGUUUGGCACCGACUCCCUGACGCGGAAGAAGACGCCGGCGGUGCUGGCGGCGGUGCUCCUGCGGCCCGAGGCCAGCCGCAAGAAGCCGCCCAUCAUCAUCAGCCUGCCGCGCGACUUCCGGCCCGUCUCGUCCAUCAUCGACGUGGACAUCCUGCCCGAGACGCACCGGCGCGUGCGCCUCUACAAGCACGGCCAGGAGAAGCCGCUGGGCUUCUACAUCCGCGACGGCUCCAGCGUGCGCGUCACGCCCCAGGGCCUGGAGAAGGUGCCGGGCAUCUUCAUCUCCCGCCUGGUGCCCGGCGGCCUGGCCGAGAGCACCGGCCUGCUGGCCGUCAACGACGAGGUGCUGGAGGUCAACGGCAUCGAGGUGGCCGGCAAGUCGCUGGACCAAGUGACGGACAUGAUGAUCGCCAACAGCCACAACCUGAUCGUGACGGUCAAGCCGGCCAACCAGCGCAACAACGUGGUGCGCCACAGCAACAACAGCGGCAGCGGCAGCGGAGGGGUCACCUCGGGCAGCUCGGGCCGCUCCACGGACAGCGGCGCCAGCUUCUACGGCUACUCGACGCCCGGAGCCGCUGCCGCCGCCAUGACGCCCACGCACAUCAUCCAGAACUUCCGCUCGGAGGAGCUGGAGAGCGACGAGGACGAUGAGGACCUGGUGAUCGAGGCGGGCGGCGAGGCCCAGCCCAUCCCCACGGCGAUGCCCAUGUCGGUGGGGCCGGUGGCCAGCUGCAGCAUGCCCUCGCUGCCCCGCUACGAGCCGCACCUGAACCUGCGGCCGUCCAACGGCGCCAUGUCCAGCAGCGGCAGCGCCGGCUCCCUGAGCACACCGGACCGAGGUCUGGACAGGAGGAGCCUAGAGGAGGACGGCACAGUCAUCACACUGUAGAAACAGAGAAACACACACACACACACACACACACACACAUUCACACACCGCAUGCACACUCACACAUGCACGCAGACCAAUUCAUAAAAACACCUGUAACACACCAUUCACAUUCAUGCGUAUACAGAAAUUGCUCUCUGUUCUCUGCUCUUCAAACACUGCAUUAAUUGAUGGUUGAAUUGUUUGGACUGCACAUGACGCGGGACCCAGUCUUUAUGAUUACAUACAUGUUCUUAACUCAGUUAGUCACAUGUGCUCAUAUACACUUCACUACAGACACACACACACACACACACACACACACACACACACACACACACACAAAUACUUGUAAUGUGUGCCAUAGGACUGAUGAUGCCUGUCUUUACACUGUGUGGCUCAUGGACAUUUUGUCCCCCCAUAGUGACCCUGUAGCUUAGGAAAGGCCCACUGGUACUAGCACUUGUGUUUAUUUAUGUGGAACGAGACGGUCCACUACGGUUCUUCCACAAGAGGGCAGUAAAAUGGCUCCCUCUGCACUUUGGGUACAAUGAUGGACGAUGUUAAACAGAGAGAGAGAGAGAGAAUGCACAUGAGUGUGAGUGCACAUAUCUGCAGGACUCCCCUUGCAUCUAAAAACAACGAUGGAAAAGGACAGAUAUUCUGGGCACGAUGACUUUGUGACAAUCUGCGGUCAGCAUUUCAGACUAACACCCCGCUUCUCUGGAAGUCAUCGGAAUAAUAGGUGCAUCAUGAACAAAAAUCAGUUCCUGGCUCCCAAUGUAUGUGAGUUACCAUAGCAACUGGCAAAGCGCAUUGUUUGCAAUGAAGCUGUGGAGUUGGGAAGGAGAGCAACCAACACUGGCCCUUUAUCUCCCUCCCUCCAGCGCUGGAGUCCAUAGCCACUCAGAACAUGUCUCUUACCCUUACUCUAAUGGAGCAUGUUUUACUGGAGAUUGUACAUUUUAUUUUCUCUCUUCCAAAUCAGCAAACGUAUGAUUUUUUGUUUUUGUUUGUGUCUGUUUGUCGUUGUUUUUGUUUGAAUAACCUUUUGUCCCUAUGGGAGUUAAAUGAAUAAGGAGAUGUAGUCUGUGCGGACUCUGAAAGGUACGAUUUGGUUAUUU